AUGAUUUUGUCGCCGCGAAUAUCCGUUGCGGUUCUCUUGCUGGGGUCUUCGACCGUGCUAGCAAGCAGCGCUGGCUCAUUUACCCAGGCCGGUAAUACACUGGUCAGCGCACUGUUGAUGUUUUUGGGGAAUGAAGACACGGUCUACAUUAUCGACAAGGCUGAGGGGAACGCAGCUGCAGUUGCAGGUCAUCCGGCAUGGGGAUCGAAAUGGGAUAUAGCUUCGCAACAAGCAGAGGUGAUGGAUAUUCGAUCAAAUACGUUUUGUUCCUCUGGGAUGCAUUUGCCCAAUGGCUCCUUCAUCAACUUGGGUGGAAACGACGGUAUCACGAUAAACGGUGCACCUGGCUCAACAAAGAAUACGGACGGAACAGGUACAGGAUUCUGGGACGCAGUAUACCAAGAUUUUGACGGACGAAAAUCGAUUCGUAUUCUUAAUCCUUGCAGAUCUGGCGAUGAUUUUACCUCCCCACAAUGUAAAUGGUUCGAUGACUCGUCGGUUUUAGCAAUGAAGGCACCCAGGUGGUACGCAGCUCUUGAACCUUUAGGAGAUGGUACCAUUGUCAUUCUCGGCGGAUUCACUGCUGGUGGGUAUGUCAAUCGAGAAUUUCCAGUUAGGGAUCCCAUCACGCAAAACACGCAAGCGCAGAGUACCUACGAGUAUUAUCCUGCAAAAGAUGCCGAUCCACAAUUAGUUCAGUUUCUUGUCGAUGCAGGGGGGUUAAAUGCAUACGCACACAUGUUUUUGAUGCCCUCCGGAAAUAUCUUUGUCCAAGCUAAUCGUUCUUCCAUGAUUUGGGACCAUACAACAAACACUCAGACACCCCUACCAGAUAUGCCCAAUGGCGUUGUUCGGGUGUACCCUGCCUCUGGUGGUGCUGCAAUGCUCCCUUUGACUCCAGCCAACAACUAUAACCCAACCAUCAUCUUCUGUGGAGGCUCAACAAUGGCGGACGAUGAUUAUGGUAGCUAUAGUGGCCCUCGUGUUGAAACCUGGAAAAUACCUGCUUCAAAUGAUUGCCAACGUAUUACUCCAGAGCCACAGGACGGAUCAGCACCAGUCUAUGUAGCGGACGAUAACAUGCUCGAGACACGAACGAUGGGACAAUUUAUAAUUCUUCCGGAUGGAACUCUGUUGAUGAUUAAUGGGGGACUCAAUGGUACCGCUGGGUAUUUCAAUAUCACAACCGACCCCUUCAUUAAGGAGACGCCAUUUGGGGUUUCAUUAGCAUCUGGCCCUGUUUUCACGCCAGCCAUUUACAACCCAAACGCACCAGCCGGAAGCAGAUGGUCUAACAAAGGAUUAUCUCCUUCACCUAUACCACGGUUGUAUCAUUCCUCUGCUAUCCUUCUCCCAGACGCAUCCGUCCUGGUGGCCGGAUCCAAUCCCAAUCCCGAUGUAAAUCUAACAACUGUCUUCCCUACCGAAUAUCGCGCAGAGAUUUUCUUCCCUCCUUACUUCAGUGCCAGUGUUCGUCCUGUGCCCACAGGUAUCCCAAAGACACUGUCAUACGGUGGCAAUCCAUUCGACAUUACGAUCCCUUCGACCUCUUACUCGGGCUCAUCAAAUGAUGCUGCAGACAAUACCACAGUUGUCGUCAUCCGUGGUGGGUUUACUACGCACGGCAUGAAUAUGGGACAACGAUUUUUGCAGCUUAACAAUACAUACACUGUAAAUAAGGGCGGAUCUAUAACGCUCCAUGUGUCGCAGAUGCCGCCCAUUCCCAACAUCUUCCAGCCAGGACCCGCAUUUUUGUAUGUCACCAUCCACGGAAUACCAAGCAACGGUUCGUAUGUCAUUGUCGGCAGCGGAAACAUCGAGAAACAACCAACUUCACCAGUUGGCGCACUCCCAGCAAGCGUCCGCCUCGACUCGGCGACAGGGGGCGUGCACCCUGGGCAGAACGGUACAUCGAAUUUGGAUGGCGGCUCAGGCGGUGACGCGAAGAAGUCCCACAACCUCGGCUUCAUCAUAGGCGCUAUUGUCGUGGGAAUUGCUAUAGUUGCGGUGAUAGGCGUGCUCUUCGCCGUCUGGCGCAGACGCGCGUCGGCAUGCCUUGCACCGAGCAAGGCUUACCCGCUCUCUCCGACCGCCGGCGCUGGCUGGACAUCGCACAAAGGCGAGUCGGGCAUUUUUGUCCCGCUUGCGCAAGGCAAAUACAACGAUACAUCGGACCCUUGGGCAUCUUCGGCCAACUUGAAUGCACCGUAUAUGGAUGACAAUAGGGCGUCGUCGAUUGGGAGCAGGAGCCAGGUGUUCGGAGAAUACGAGAAAUACUCCGGCCACCCUGGGCAGACGCACGCGGUGCCCAAAUCACACAGCGGCUAUUGA
Molecule: messenger RNA, 2331 nt
Organism: Psilocybe cubensis
Lineage: Eukaryota; Fungi; Basidiomycota; Agaricomycetes; Agaricales; Agrocybaceae
Exons: 4
Coding region: 1-2331 (776 amino acids)
Source: RefSeq, a predicted model, not a curated record